UGGUUUGUUCGUUUCCUCCUCCUUUGACGCCCCCGCCAUGGUGCUUCCGGCAGUCCUCCGUCGCUCUGUUAUCCGACGUUCUUUCCCAUCUUCCGCCGCUCCCGGCGGCGAAAGCCUCCAUUUCUCAAUUUUUUGUGAGCGGAAGUCCACCUUCGCCUUGAGUAACGCCACCGAAACAGUAUCCGAACAGAAAAAUGAGAAGGGAAGCAAUAGAUGGUUCACGUUGCCUCCAUUUACUGCGACUGUAAACGGCUCGGCUUUAGGUAAUCGCAUAAUGAACGGAGGAGCUCAAGCCGAAGCAGAAACUUCCACCACCGCAAUCACCGCCCUGAAAUGGGUGUUCCGCUGCUGCCCGGAGCUGCCGAGGAGCCUUGUGCAGAAGCUAUUUCGACUAAGAAAGGUUCGACGAGGGUCUUCUAUGAUUGAAAAUUCUGAAUGUAAUUUGGAAGCUCGAGACCAACUUAAAAGAGUGGCAGCCAAUGACAUUCUGAACAUAGGUGAUAAACUUUGUCUCCCCAUCUCCGUUCAAGUAUUUCCUACAGAGAGAGCUCCGGAUUGUUGCAAUAAAGAAGAAAAGAAAUUCAUUCAUAGUCUAGUUUUAUAUAAGGAUCCAGCUAUACUUGCUAUCAAUAAACCUCCUGGCUUGCCCGUACAGGGAGGUAUUGGCGUCAAAAGAAGUUUAGAUGAAUUGGCUGCCAGUUGUUUAAGUUAUGACUACUCAGAGCCACCUCGGCUAGUACACAGGCUUGACAGGGACAGCAGUGGCAUCUUGAUAAUGGGCAGGACUUCCACAAGUACUUCAGUUCUUCAUUCUAUCUUCCGUGAGAAAACUCUUGGGGCAUCGAAACAUGCGAACCAUGUUGAUAGGGAGAAAAAGAUUUUGCAAAAGAGGUAUUGGGCACUUGUAAUUGGUUCUCCAAGACGUACAAAGGGAUUGAUUACAGCCCCACUUGUAAAGAUGGUGUUGGACGAUGGAAGAUCUGAGCAAAUUAUGGUCGUUGACAAUGCUGAAUCUAUGCCUUUUCAACACGCAAUUACUACAUAUAAAGUGAUCAAAACUCAUCAUGGAUACACUUGGUUGGAGUUGUGUCCCCUCACUGGAAGAAAACAUCAGCUUCGUGUUCAUUGUGCCGAGGUAUUAGGAACGCCUAUAGUUGGAGACUACAAAUAUGGAUGGCAAGCACAUAGAAACUGGAAACCAUUUCCUCAUAAUUCCCACAAGAAUCAAGGAAAGAAACAAUCCCUUCCUUUUGGUCUUGACUUUGAAAGUGGAAGUAUUGCAGAAAACAACCCUCGCCUACACCUUCAUUGUAAGCAUCUGACUUUACCAGAUGUCUCUUGCGCACUGCAUAAUGAUUCUCUAGAUCAUGACUGCUCAAGAUUGGAACGUCUGGAGUUGGAUGCUCCUUUGCCUUCAUACAUGCAAAGAAGUUGGGAUAUCAUAAAUAAUUAGAGUUUGCCAUCAAAUUUUCUGGACCAACCACUUUUUCAUCCUUUCAACAACCCUGCCUGCCCAAACCUUCCCCUUUAGCAAUUUCUUUUGCCCGAUCACUGCAAAUCGUUAUCUAGAUUAUGACUCUUCAGGGAUGGGAUGGCUCGAGUUGGGUUGGAUGCUCCUUCGCCCUCGUAAAUCCAAAGAGGCCGUGUGAUAUUGAAGCACGAUCUAUUAGAUACAAAAUUGAAAGUUUACAUACACUUAGCAUAGGAUCCAUUGUCAUCAUCGAGAAUCUAUUCUCUUUAGCCAGCCCCGUUCUUUGCCUCAAGAAGUCUGGAUGACUCGUCUCGUCCAAUCAGAAUAAUACUUUUGAGGUUGUUUCUGGAUGUUUAAUCUUUUAAACAUGUUAUUUGGGGCUGUAGAUUCUUCAACGCUCUACGGUGCAAGUUUAACCAAAGUUAUUCCACUCAUUAUAGCUGUGUUCUUCUGCUGUAUUCGGUCGGAAUCCCUUUAUAAGGUAUGAAGCAAGAAGGAAAAACUUCCCAGCAAGAAGUAAUCCCAUGACUGUCUAGGCACUGCCAAAUCUAAGCUGUGAUUUUAUUUUUUGAGCUCAACGAGGUGUAAAGGAGAAUUGAAUAUUUAUCAUUCUAGUUAUAUGCUCGAGUUGAUUCUAAUAA
Cucurbita pepo subsp. pepo (vegetable marrow) is the source of this 2112-nucleotide messenger RNA. Its product is annotated as Pseudouridine synthase family protein. Lineage: Eukaryota; Viridiplantae; Streptophyta; Magnoliopsida; Cucurbitales; Cucurbitaceae. Gene Ontology annotation, biological process: enzyme-directed rRNA pseudouridine synthesis. The record is from RefSeq and is a predicted model, not a curated record. Gene Ontology annotation, molecular function: RNA binding; pseudouridine synthase activity.